AUGAAGUACGUCCAACUUGGCAGCAGCGGUCUCCGCAUUGCCCCCAUUGGUGUGGGAUGCAUGAGUUACGGCAACCCCGAGGGCCGUUUCACCUGGUCCAUCCCGGAAAAAGAUGCCCUGCCGGUUUUGAAUCAUUGCUAUGAGUCUGGCCUGAACUUCUUCGACACCGCAAACGCUUACUCCAACGGUAUUUCCGAAGAGAUCCUGGGCAAGGCGAUCAAGGAAUACAACUGGCGCCGCGAAAACAUCGUCAUCGCAACCAAGCUGUGGGCGCCCGUCGGUCGUGGCAACGAGCAGCCCAUGGCAAUGACAGAUGAACAGAAGGACAACUCCGGCUACGUCAACCAGUACGGUUUGAGCCGAAAACACAUCUUUGAAAGCAUCGAUGCCAGUCUGAAGAGGCUCGACCUGCCUUACGUCGACUUGCUCCAGAUCCACCGCUUCGACCCACACACUCCCGUCAAGGAAACAAUGGAGGCACUUCAUGAUGUUGUGAAGUCCGGAAAAGUGCGCUACAUUGGUGCUUCAUCGAUGUGGGCUCAUCAGUUCCUUGAGUACCAGUAUACCGCUCGCCUCCAUGGCUGGACCGAGUUCAUCUCGAUGCAGAACCUUCACAACGCUAUCUACCGCGAGGAGGAACGCGAAAUGUACCCUGCCUGUGCCAAGUUUGGGAUGGGUGGUAUCCCCUGGAGUCCCAUCGCGAUGGGCUUCCUUGCCCGGCCAUGGCAUGAGUUCUCGACCACUUCCCGCGGGGAAGGUCAAGGACAGGGUUUCCUCGGACAGCCCAUGACAGAGGCAGACAAAAAGGUCAAUGAGCAGAUCGAAAAGAUCGCCAAAGAGAAGGGUGUAUCCAUGGCGACUGUGGCAAUCGCCUGGUCAUUAUCCAAGCCCUUUAUCACGGCUCCAAUUUUGGGAUUGAGUAAGAAAGAGAGAGUUGAUGAAGCAGUUCGCGCUAUUUCCCUCGAGCUUACCCCCGAGGAUUUGAAGAGCAUUGAUGACCUGUAUGAGCCCAAAAAGGUCAUUGGACAUUCAUGA
Molecule: messenger RNA, 1035 nt
Organism: Penicillium canescens
Lineage: Eukaryota; Fungi; Ascomycota; Eurotiomycetes; Eurotiales; Aspergillaceae
Product: aldo/keto reductase
Exons: 1
Coding region: 1-1035 (344 amino acids)
Source: RefSeq, a predicted model, not a curated record